GCACCCAUCCCUGUUUAAACGGUCCCACGGCAGGCUGGCAGGUUCAGAGUGUACUCGGCACCGGCCUCCGGGACGCGUCUCACUCUCCAUCCGGGAUGGAGAAAGACGCCUCAGCGCCGGACCCAUCCCGGCAGUGCAACGGGUUCUCGGGCGUGCUGUACGGAGAGUUCACCGACACUCUCAACGACGGGGUGCGCUACUCGGUGAGCCUGACGGAGAGCGCCCUGACCAUCCAGAGGAUCUCCUCGUCUCCCGACCGGACGAAGGUGGUGUUUAACUUGAGCGACUGCAUCGGCUGUCGGGCGUAUAAAGGGCCGGACAGCGCGGACAUCGGCGCUUACUUCGCGGCUUAUUUCUACCCGUUCAAGAGGCGCUGGAUGAGCACCGGAGUGGCCCGGCAGAGGGUGGAGCAGUGCUUUCGGGUCGCUCUGGCGCAGGACCCGCUCGUCAACCUCCGGGAGGCUGAAAGAUGGGCUCAUGCCAUCAGAGAUGCCUCGGUGCUGCAGGCUCCUCGGAGAGACGGUGUGAUGUACACGGAGCUGAGGAGACCUUGCAGAACCAUGAUCCUGGUGAACCCCCACAGCGGACGGGGACAGGCUCUCCAGCUGUUCACUGGCCACAUACAGGCCAUGCUCACUGAGGCCUCCGUUCCCUACACGCUCGUCAUCACAGAGCACCAGAACCACGCGCGGGAGCUGGUGAGGAACGCCGACCUGACGCAGUGGGACGCGCUGGUCAUCAUGUCUGGUGACGGGCUGCUGUUUGAGGUGAUAAAUGGUCUGAUGGAGCGGGAAGACUGGCAACAGGCCAUCCAGACUCCUCUAGGGAUGCUACCAGGUGGCUCUGGCAAUGCCCUGGCCGCAUCCAUCCACCACUACUCGCAAUCGCCUCCUGCCUGGAAUGAGGAGCUGCUCCUGAGCUGUGGCUUCAUGCUGUGCAAAGGUCUGGUUGGUUCUCUUGACUUGGUGUCGGUCCAUUUGGCCUCCAGUCAGCGCCUCUUCUCCUUCCUCUCUUUGGCUUGGGGCUUUGUGGCAGAUGUGGAUAUCGAGAGCGAGAAGUACCGUCAUGUUGGGGCUAUCCGCUUCCUAAUGGGCACCCUGGUGCGUCUGGCCUCACUCAGAGUAUAUCAGGGCAGGUUAGCAUACCUGCCAGCUAAAGAGAUACCAAAACCUCCAAACGAAAGGGCGAAGGCGACCCGUCCUCCUUUCACACCUCAGCAGCCAUCUCUCUGUUCGUCCCUUCCUUGUCAUCUCGUUCCCAAAGCUUCACCAAAGCAGAGCUCUCUGAAAAACUGCGUCGAUACGAACCUGAACCAAAACUCCAUCACCAACUCCUCCAACGUCAUCACUAAUAUGAGGCCCGAGACGCAUGGCAACAAUAAGACUACGUCACCUACAGAUUCUCUCCUCCCCAGCCUGUGCCAGCCGGUCCCUGAAAACUGGACGGUGGUCAAUGAGGAAGACUUUGUUCUUGUGCUGGCUAUUUGCCAUUCCCACCUAGCAGAGGAUCUGUGGACAGUGCCGGGAGCGAUGGCGGAUGACGGGCUGAUUCAUCUGUUUUACGUGACGGCGGGAAUAUCCCGGCCCGCGCUCCUGCGUCUUUUUCUCGCCAUGGAGAGGGGUUCCCAUUUAGCGUACGGUUGCCCCCACCUUGUGUACGAAAAGGUGAGGGCCCUGCGGUUAGAGCCCAUCUCACAACAGGGCAUGAUCACCGUGGACGGAGAGGUGGUGGAAUACGGCCCCAUCCAGGCUCAGGUCCACCCCAGAAUGGCUAGGCUUAUAUGCGGAUGAACUUGUGCUUUACUUUAUAGCUCUAGUUUGGCCUUUUAUACUUAUUGUCAGAUUCUUUAUGUGUGCUGUCUUCUCAGAAGUGCCAAAGACAAUUAAUCACCCAUUGGAAAUUCCUUUAUUUUUCUACAGACAACCUGUCCUCUUUUUUAUGGACUUCUCGUUCUCUCUCAGUGUUAGAUUCAGGGUCAAAGCCAUGGAGGAUUGCUCUUACUUCUGGCUGGUCCAGGCUUAGAGAAAUGAGAUGGAAAUGUAUGUGCACAAAAAAAAGAAGCCAGAUCUUUAUGCAUUUUUGUGCAUACCCAAAUGUGUGUAUAUGCGGGACUCUGCAUGAGGGGCUUUGGCAGUACAGUGGCAGCACAUUGCACUCUGCUUGUCGAACCUUAUAAGCAUGGCACAUGUGAAGAGAAGCACGUUUUUCUUUCCCCGGGAGACUCCUGGAGAAAACCCGCCUCUUGCCCCGCUGUACCACUACAGGCCCUCAAUCCCCUCGCCCUGGCCGCCGUCACCACCCUGACAACACUGCCUGCCCUUCAGCUUUGUAAGAAAAUUGAGGAGAUAUAAUCCCCCUGGGGAUUUAGCUUUGACAGAUCUUUAAUCUUUGCUUAGUUUACAUGAAAAGAAACUUUAGAUUUGCUCAUGUUAGAGCCCCACCUUUUCCUUCCUGCCAAACAGAUUUUACCAGCUUACGCUACACCUUUACCACCGUCUUCUCCAUUUCCCAUACCGUUUCAUCUCCAACCAUCAUUAAGCUGUAGGAAUCGCCUCCACUCACACACUUUCUUCUCCCCAUCCCUCCCACCCCCCCACCUCUUCUUAUCCUCAGAUCCUCACAUACACACACAUUCCCUCGCAUCUCUACAGCACUUAGCGAGGGGGAGGGGCGCGAUCUGCUACUGUGCAUACGAUCCCCUCUCUUUAAGAUUGUACUCUCGCUCCCCACCAGUGGUUAACGAACCAUCAGCACCUAAUGUGUCCUUAAUAUGAGGGUUUGCAUCGGCUAACGCACACUAAAUAGAAAGUCGCCGUUUUUUAGGCACGUGAAAGCUCUUAGGUGUGUUUUCAAGUGGAUAUUAGGUUGGUCAAAGCACACUCGAGUGGAUAAAGUGCAGUUCCAGACGGGCCCUGUUAGAGUUGCAUAUCGAGAGGCGUGUGAUUGAUGGAAGCCGGAGGGCGGCAGGUGUUUUGCUCCUCGGUGGCCGUCGGUGCUGUGGAGCAAUUAGUGCACUGGAGCGGACCAGAGUGCAAAUGUUAGCAUUAUCAUCAUGACCCCCCACCUUCCCCUCUUCACCCCCCAUCCUCCUUCGCGCUCACACUCACACACCAGUUUACCUCAAGCAGAUGCACAACUGUGCAUCUGCAGCGUGUGCAGUUGAGGUGUGUCAGACCAUUUUAGCAGGUCGUCCUUUAACUGUUAUAUUCUCAAAAUAAAAUACUGGUCAAACUGAUGACAAUAAAGUCCUUUCCUAUGCUGACAGGAAAGAAAAUAUGACACUUUUGACUGUUCACUGGCUAGCGGGGGAACCAUAAAGUGCUGAUUUGUAAAAAAGUUUUAGGGCAUCUGUCAUUUUGAGUACGAAAAAGGUGAUGCAGUCAGCUGGUAGUGCACUUAAAUCUUCACCUGUUUUCAUCUGUAGCUGGUGGAAGACAAAAUACUCAUAAGGGACUGCCAGCUGGAGAAGUUGGUAAGGUCUUGCUAACUGCUGUGUCUGUUCAUACAGUAAAGAAUUUAUAUGCCUUGGACUUUUUCACAUUACAGUCCAAAAACUUUGAAGCAUUUCUUUUAACAUGAUUGAAAGGAGAGCAUAAUUGUAAAGUGGAUGGAAAAGGAUGCACGGUUUUCAGUUUGCUUUACAAAUAUAUUUUUGGCAUACGCUUGUGUUUUGUAAAUACCACACUUUGGUAUUUACAAAACAUUGUUGUAAAUACCAAAAAAAAGAAAAAUUUUGCCAUUUUGCAGUACGUCUCCACUAGUUUUACACAUCUAAGGAAUUGGGGGUUGUGUGUUUAGAGUGAUGUGCUGUAUUAGUUUUUCAGAUUGACCAAAGAGUUAAAAUUAUAGAGUUGUUUGACCAGAACACCGUCCUCCACAAGUUGACUUUGUUUAAUAAUUAAGUGGCAUGUGAAGAGAAAAGUUGCACUCAGAGUAAUAGAGCUGAUGAAUAACUAACUUUUUUUUUCUUUAUUUGUAAAAACUUAAAAUCAAAUUAUUAUUUUCCUUCUACUUCACAAUUCGAACUUCGUGAUGGACUACCAGAUAAAGUCAUAAGAAAAUCCUUUCAAGUUUCUUGUUCAUGUGACAACAUAUGGAAAGGUUCAUGCAUAUGAAUUGUUUUUUGCAAGAGAUUGUCUGUUUCUCAACCUGUAGUCAAAAGAAAAGGUUUUCAGAUGGAUCUACGCUGCAGAUCAAUCCAGGAAGGAUUCUGAUGCUGUUCCACCUUCGAUAAUUCGGGGUCUGUAGCACUUAGACAUUAGCAUACAUGACUGUGAAUUUAUCAUGUUCCUCUUCUAGAUUUUCUAAACUUCACACGACUGUGGAGAUCCAUUCUCAAAAAGUAAAUUAUAGUUUAUGAAACUUUGUUUUUUUCUAAUUUACUUCAAGCUGCUUCUUUUGGGACGGUUGUGAUGAGACUGUGUUAUUUUCAAAAGUUGGCGUCGUGUAAGCCGUCACUUCGGUCGUUUUUGCGGACGUUGUUUUAUCAUGUAAACUGUGACCUAAAUUGGUUCAUAAAGUCAGUUAUUAUUACUAUUCAGGCGUAGUGGAGCAAGUGACUGUGCCUUGUGUUAUAUGUCUCCUGCCUGCUAAUAAAGCCCACCAAUGCGAGCAAAGUUGCUUUUUAAUAUUUCAAAUCAAUCAAAAGAACAGUGUUAUAACAGACUGGCUAGUGUUAUUUUGGGGUAGUAGUUGUUGCACAGUGGUGAAAAUAUGUAAAUUUCUUGACAGGUCCUGAAAAUAUAUGACAACCUGACUUAGCUGAUGAUCAAAUUGUGCUUCAUAGAGUGUUAAAUAUACAGUAAAGGCAAUUCUAAAACGUUAUUUACCAAAGCUACCACUUCUCCCUACACCCUUUAAAUGAAAAGUAAAUAGCCAGUAGUGUGAUGGGAGUGCUAAGUUAUGAAGUUGCCCAGGCAGCACUUUCUCUCCCACUAAUUGGUAUUUAGAAGCAAACUGCCUUUAGCUCACUUUUUCAUUAGCAACGUUAGCUCCAAAAUUACCCAUUCUGCAUAUUUAUUAAAAAUAUAUAGCUUAAAUUAAGAAUACCUUUUUAUACAUUAUUCAGUUUGAGAUUUUGGCUAGCUUAAGCAUUACAUUUCUAGCCCUGGUGAUUAUGUUUCAAAGUUCAACUUGGGUUUUACCGAGAGUCAGCAUCUCAAAAACUCCCUCUCCUUUAAAUAACUCGAGAAAGUCCUUGGAAUGUCCUUGAAUGUGGAUAUAAUACAUCUCUCUUCCAUGACUUGGUUUUACAUUCCCAGGUCUUUAUUCAUACUGCACAACGGUCCUGGUCACAGCCCAUGCCCAACAUACUGCACCCUCCAUCAUUACUGAGUUACCAGGCUGCCUGGAAUGCAUAUCCUGUCCCAUCCUGUCCUGUCCUGACCUGAAAUUCCAGCUUUGCUCUUCAUUAUCUGCUGGAUGAAGUCAAGAUGAGCUAUGCAAAUGCCUUGUCAUUGUUGCGGAUUUUUGAAGUAAGAGGUCCCCCUGCUGGCCCGUAGGAGAACAUACAGUGAGCGGUUUUAUCUUGGAAAAUUUCUCCGUCUGUUACACAACAUGGUCUCCUCAUCCUGCCACCUGUUCCCUCCUGUUUUAUACUCAGAUGCAGAUUAUUCUUUUACCACAUAAAAAUAGCAGCGAAAGACAUGAAGUUUGUUAUAUUUAAUGACAUCCAGCUCAUUGUAUCCUUCAGAAACAACUUGAUUCUUGUUAAUAAUGAACAUGAAAACGGUGCGUGGCAUUAGACUAUUAAUUUAUGGUUCUAAACUGUUCAGUUCUACUGACUGUUGCUUUUUUUUUUACACAAAUGUUAAUACCCUUUGUUAUUUUAUUAUUGAUUUAAGAAAAUAACAUUAAAAAAAACCUCAAUGAUGUUUUUAUUAAAAUUGUUAACAUUUAAAAAUCUUUUUGUACCAUGUACAUGUUCAGCUUAAAAUCGUUUUUUAAAAGUCAUGUUUUGCUCUAGAGUUCACUGCUGUCAUAAGCCUGAAAUAUGCGCAAAUUUUCUGAAAGGUGUGUAGUCAUUUCUUACAGUUUUUUGUGUGCAAGUAGAAGCUGAUGUUUAGUGCAGUAGGUUGAUGGUUUUGUGGACGUGGUCUUGUGUUAGAAGCCAAAAAGAAUGCGGUUCUGUUUAGUGAAUCGUGUGCCACCUGUUUGCAGCUUCUUCUUGUUGUUUUCUUCUUUGGAUUAGGUGGAAAUAAGAGGAAGGAGUUCCUGUGCCUUAGACUUUACACAUGACAGCAGUUACAUCAUGCACAGAUUUAAAGGCUUUGACUUGCACACGAUAUGAUACAAACUCAAAACAGUAUGUGUGUGUGUGUGUGCGCGUGUGUGAGUUUGGGUUGAUGACCAGCCACACAUCAUGUACUUUUCUUUUCUGGAAGUUUUUAUAUCUUUUUUUUUUUUUUUUUUAAAGAUC
Molecule: messenger RNA, 6418 nt
Organism: Xiphophorus maculatus (southern platyfish)
Lineage: Eukaryota; Metazoa; Chordata; Actinopteri; Cyprinodontiformes; Poeciliidae
Product: sphingosine kinase 1-like
Exons: 5
Coding region: 96-1790 (564 amino acids)
Biological process (GO): cellular response to growth factor stimulus; negative regulation of apoptotic process; sphingosine biosynthetic process
Cellular component (GO): membrane; intracellular membrane-bounded organelle; cytoplasm
Source: RefSeq, a predicted model, not a curated record